AUGGACGGCAGCACAACUGGAAAGGGGAGCUCCGGCGAUAAGACCGUCACCUGGCCACCACCCUUUCAAGCCAUGGCUAGAACGCAUGCGGCGUUGAACCUGGUCUUCACAUUUUGCUGCACGCGCAAGCAUCUUGCGACGACGUUUGACACCAUCAAGCCGGCUGUAGAGUCACAUAUUGGCAGAGAGUUGACGAUAGAGGAAGUUGCUCGGGUCGUGGCCUUGCGACCGGAAGGCAUCAGAUUCGAUUAUGUGGAUGAGCGCAUGUUGCAACUUGACAUUAAGGGUUCGGAGAGGGAUGAUUUCUUCAAAUCGUCCAAGUCAUCGAGAUCUCAAGGCCCGGCUUUCGAUGCCUCGGUCGGCGGAUGGACGGGCAACGAGACCCUCGACCAAGUCGAUGGCUGCGCUGCAGAGGAAAAUAAACACGUGCUCUUGUUCGAGUUCACCGAUGGUGAUCUGAAGAAUGAGGCUCAAAAGAAUAAGAAGUCCCGGAAGCCGACACGACCUAGUCGCUCCGCGAAAGAGGAAAGCCUCAAGAUGCCUGUCUACAGCCACAAGCAGCUGGCACAGUUGAUCGAAAGGCGCAACCAAAAAUUCUCCGGCGCCGUCAACGCCUUCAUCGAAUCAUGCGUCGACCAGCAACUGGACCCCGACCUGGCCCUCCAACAGCGAGCUGAAACCUUUGUGCCGAGACCGCCGUCAACCGAUGAUGCCGACGUGGAGCCGCACUCGAGUUCCAUCCCCGAUGACAUCCCCAAGGAUCGGAAGCCCAUGCACGAAAUAUUGCUGGACCUGAAAGCGAGCGCCUGGUACACCGGGCAGGUGGUACCGGAUGGGCACCGAGUCUUUGAUCCGCAGCCGGCUGUCCACGGCGACCUCGACUUCCUUCUCAGUCAAAACCUAGUGAACGGGCUGUAUAACGCGAAAGGGAUAACAAAAUUCUACGCCCACCAGGCAGUGGCCCUCAACAGCCUCUACCAAGGGCAGAAUGUUGUGGUUGCUACGUCGACCUGCUCUGGCAAGUCGCUCAUCUAUCAAAUCCCCGUGCUGCAUACGCUGGAAACAGACCGCAGCUCACGGGCAAUGUACAUUUUCCCAACAAAGGCACUGGCCCAGGAUCAGAAGCGCAGUCUCAAGGAGCUGCUUGCUUAUAUGCCUGGGAUGGAGGAAACCGUCGUCGAGACCUUCGACGGUGAUACACCGAUGGGCGACCGGAAUAUGAUACGCGAAGAGGCGAGCAUCAUUUUCACCAACCCUGACAUGCUUCAUCUGUCCAUCCUGCCCCAAGAGGAUCGGUGGAGGUCGUUCCUCAAGAACCUCAACUAUGUCGUAGUGGAUGAACUGCACUACUACAACGGACAGCUUGGCUCACACAUGGCCUUCGUCAUGCGAAGACUGAGACGCAUCUGCGCUGCCGUAGGUAACAGGCGUGUCAGAUUCGUAUCCUGCUCUGCGACCGUCGCCAAGCCCGAGGAACACUUUCGAACGAUUUUUGGGAUGGGCGCAGGCAAGGUACGUCUGGUUGACUUUGACGGUUCUCCCUCGGGCAGGAAAGAGUUCGUGUGCUGGAACACUCCGUUCAAGGAUGCCGGCGACCCUUCCAGCGGCCGCGGGAGUGCCAAGUUGGAAUGCGCCCGGCUUUUCUGUGCCCUCAUGCUGCGCGGAGUCCGAAUCAUUGCCUUUUGUCGCGUUCGCGCCCAGUGUGAGGCCCUGGUGAAGGCUAUAAAGCAGGAGCUGGAGUCGCUCGGUCGUCCCGAGUGUGUCAAGCUGGUGAUGGGGUACCGCGGAGGCUACACGGCAGCGGAUCGUCGCAUGAUCGAAUCAGACAUGUUUGAAGGAAGGCUCCUGGGCGUCGUCGCAACCUCGGCCUUGGAGCUUGGCGUCGACAUAGGCACCUUAGACUGCGUCAUGACGUGGGGAUUUCCCUACACCAUCGCGAAUCUUCGCCAGCAAAGUGGACGAGCCGGCCGACGCAACAAAGACUCCCUUUCCAUCCUCGUUGGAGACAGUUACCCUACGGAUCAGCAUUAUAUGCAAAACCCGGACGAGUUGUUCUCCAAACCGAACUGUGAACUCCUCGUUGACCUUGACAACAUGCUGGUCAGGGAGGGCCAUAUUCAAUGUGCCGCCCACGAAAUGCCCAUCCACCCGGAGAGAGAUGUCGAGUAUUUUGGGUCGGACUUGCCGAGAAUAUGCGAGGAGAGGCUGCUGGGGGACCAGACAGGCUUCUUCCACUGCCACGACCGCUUUCGACCAAACCCUUCGAGAUUUGUCGCAAUUCGGGACACGGAAGAAGUUCACGUUGCCAUCAUCGACAUCACUCACGGCAGAAAUGUUGUGCUGGAGGAGCUGGAGGCAUCACGAGCGUCAUUUACCAUAUAUGACGGCGCCAUCUUCCUGCAUCAAGGAAACACCUACCUGGUCCGAGAUUUCCUGCCUGAGAGUCUGAUGGCCAAGGUCGAACGAGUCAACGUGGACUGGAGCACGACGCAGCGAGACUUUACCGAUGUGGAUGCCACCGAAACCGAGGCCAUCCGGAGGAUAGCAUCGUCGCCAUCGCGGGCCUACUACGGUAGAGUCAAGAUCCAGCAGAACGUCUUUGGGUAUUUCAAGAUCGACAAGAUGGGGCGGGUGCUCGAUGCGGUUCACGUGGACAAUCCACCGGUGAUUCGGUAUACCAAGGGCAUGUGGCUGGACGUGCCCAAGAAGGCACUUUCCAUCAUAGAGAGUCGACAGCUGAACUCGGCGGCGGCCAUCCACGCGGCAGAGCACGCCGUGAUGAGCCUGCUUCCGACGUUUGCCAUCAGCCUCACCCAAGAUAUUCGGACCGAGUGCAAGCUGGCGGUCAAGGAGUUUGCCACGAAGGUGACGCAACGGAAACGGCCGGCGAGACUGACCUUCUACGACGCGAAAGGGGGGGGGAAUGGAUCGGGAAUCAGUACGAAGGCCUUUGACCACGUCGACCACCUGCUGCAGAUGGCGCUCCAGCGAGUGGAGGGAUGCCAGUGCCAGCGAGGUUGCGUCGAGUGCGUCACAUCCGAUCUGUGCCAUGGGUCCAACGAAGUCGUGAGCAAGGCCGGCUGCCGUGUCAUUCUUCGGACCUUGCUGAACCUCGAUAUCGAUAUCGAUGAGUUGCCGUUCGGGUCUGAAGAUGAGGUCCCGGCCGGAAUUGAGACGGUUGUGGUGGCACUGCCCGUGCCGACGCGAUCCACCCAGAAUGGAGAGCAGGCAAAUACACUGGGGCAGGUGUGCCUCCCACAUAGCGGUCCGGGGGUGAGGGACGACGCCUGA
Molecule: messenger RNA, 3291 nt
Organism: Drechmeria coniospora
Lineage: Eukaryota; Fungi; Ascomycota; Sordariomycetes; Hypocreales; Ophiocordycipitaceae
Product: DEAD-like helicase
Exons: 2
Coding region: 1-3291 (1096 amino acids)
Molecular function (GO): ATP binding; nucleic acid binding
Source: RefSeq, a predicted model, not a curated record